Messenger RNA from Camelus dromedarius (Arabian camel), 1994 nucleotides. It is a transcript of the gene TTC29, whose product is annotated as tetratricopeptide repeat domain 29. The transcript is spliced from 16 exons. The record is from RefSeq and is a predicted model, not a curated record. Gene Ontology annotation, molecular function: protein binding. Gene Ontology annotation, biological process: cilium movement. Gene Ontology annotation, cellular component: sperm flagellum. Bases 450 to 1871 code for a protein of 473 amino acids. NCBI's taxonomy places the organism in Eukaryota, Metazoa, Chordata, Mammalia, Artiodactyla, Camelidae.
GGGGAACAACUUGCAGAGAAAUACGCCAAAGUCAUUGUGAUCAAAAGGCCAGCGGCCAGCCAGCAGCUGAAAAAGGAGACAGCGAGGGAGAAGCUAAAAUAUACAGAAAAUUUAGCCAGUGAACUAUAAGCACCGUACUGUAAAUCCUGACUGUAAGUAAAAUGAAGGAAAAAAUAGUAGUUUCCCCUGCUCCUACUUUUGGAAUGGACCCAGAAGAUAGCAAGUGGGACAGGACAGUGGGAAUCACAGAAGAGCACAGAAGCCGACCCCAGGACACAGCUGCAGAGGUGGCCUCCACCGCAGACGUCAUUGGCUUUGAGGGUUUUCUCGACAAAAUGCCUGCAGCACAGAUAUGAGUCUUCUCAUUUCACCCGUGAGAAAACUGAGCACAGAAAGGCUGAAGUCUGUAAGCCUGGAGAGACCUUCAGCAGUAAUCUCCAAAUUCCAGAAUGACCACCCUGCCUCCACUGCCCAUGGCACGCCCAAAGCUCACGGCCUUGGCCCGACAGAAGCUGCCGUGUUCCUCCAGAGAUAUUCCCAGGUCUCAACUGAUCAAAGAAAAAGAUGACAUAGACCAUUAUCUGGAGGUGAAUUUCAAAGGAUUGUCAAAAGAGGAGGUUGCCGCUUACCGGAACUCGUACAAGAAGAACAUCUGUGUGGACAUGCUGCGAGAUGGUUAUCACAAGUCCUUUACAGAGCUCUUCUCUCUGAUGGAGAAGUGGGAUGCCCUGAGGGAGGCUGCGAGAGUCAGGUCCCUCCUGUGGGUGCAGAGACCCCUGGAAGAGCAGCCUGACAAGCUGGAUCACUUCUACUACUACCUGACCAGGGCCGAAGCAGCUGAAAGGAAAGAAUACUUUGAAGACGUCUAUAAUAACUUGUAUGCUCUGGCCUGUUACUUCAAUAAUUCUGAAGACAAGUGGGUAAGAAACCACUUCUAUGAACGAUGUUUAAAGAUCGCUCAACUCAUCAAAAUUGACGGCGGGAAGAAGGAAGCCGAGGCGCACGCACACAUGGGACUUCUCUUCGAGGAAGAGGGUCAGCUUCUGGAAGCGGCGGAGCAUUAUGAAGCCUUCCAUCAAUUGACGCAAGGGCGGAUAUGGCAAGACGAGACAGGCCACUUUCUCAACUUGUUGGCCUGCGAGAGUCUCCUGAGGACCUACAGAUUACUCUCAGACAAAAUGCUGGAAAAUAAAGAAUACAAACAGGCCAUCAGAAUUCUAAUAAAAGCUUCUGAAAUAGCCAAAGAAGGAAAUGACAAAAAGAUGGAAGGAGAAGCUUGCUAUUACUUGGGCUUAGCGCACUUGGCUGCUGGAGAGCAUGAAACAGCAUUAACAGUCCUUAACACUUACAUCAAAAUCUCUACAGACCUGGAUGAUGAUCUCAGCCUGGGGAGAGGCUAUGAAGCCACGGCCAAGGUCCUGCAGAGCCAAGGACAGAUGACGGAAGCAAUUAAAUACUUGAAAAAAGUUGUGAAAAUUGCAAGAAACAAUUUUCAAAGCCUAGAUUUUGUGAGAGCAAGUACAAUGCUUGGGGACAUCUACAAUGAAAAAGGCUACUACAACAAAGCUUCUGAAUACUUUCAGCAAGCUUUUGACAUGACAGCAGAGAUGGUGAACACGCUUCUGACGGAUGAAACAAAAGUUCAUUAUGGAAUAGCAAAAGCUCAUCAGAUGAUGCUGACGGUUAGUAAUUACAUAGAAACUGCAGAUCUCACCAGCCUUGACUGCCUGCUGUCAUGGAAGGAGAGGAGAAGUGACAUUGCACCUGAUCCAAUUAUUGGAGAGUCUAGAAGAUCCACAAUGGAAGGUUUAUGUCAAACCUCAGAGCACUCAGAAGAUCUCAAUGGAUUUCCAGAUAAUCAAAAAAAAUGAGACUUAAACCAGCUUUUGACUCAGUCAGCUGUGCAAGAAGAACAUUAUCAUAUCAGCUUCAUCUUCAAUUACAUCCCUAUAAUAAGGGUAUGUUACAAAUAAUACAGAUAGAAUUAUAAUAAA